Messenger RNA from Pseudocercospora fijiensis CIRAD86, 615 nucleotides. RefSeq lists its product as uncharacterized. Bases 1 to 615 code for a protein of 204 amino acids. The record is from RefSeq and is a predicted model, not a curated record. The transcript has 3 exons. NCBI's taxonomy places the organism in Eukaryota, Fungi, Ascomycota, Dothideomycetes, Mycosphaerellales, Mycosphaerellaceae.
AUGCAUCCCUCAACCCUCCCACUCCUCCUCUCAGCAACCCUAGCAACCGCACUCCUCAACCUCCGAGCUUCAACUUUCACCCACCUCCUCGGCCGCCAAACCCUCCCACUCACCACAUGUUUCGGUUCCGCCCCCUCUACUGAACUCAAUCCUUGUGAAUAUAUCUGUGGAAAGGGGUCUAGACAAUGCGUGAGUGAGGGAAACUGUUUUAAUCCUAGUAAGGGGGAGACGUGUUGUGAGGAUGGGACGUAUUGUCCGGAAAAGUCUUAUUGUUCUAAUGAAGGGUGUUGCGAUGAAAGUUUGAGUUUGGAGGAAUGUGGUGCUUCAACCUCUGCUAUCAUCGAUCCAGCGCCGACAUCUUACUCCUCCUCGUCGAAGUAUCUUGAGCAGCCAACUCCAUAUUCGUCAGCACCAACUUCUUCAUCUUCAUCGAUAGAUGUGACGAUCUCGCCGACGAUUCCAGCUUAUCCGACUUCAGCUGAGACGAGCGGUACGAAUUCUACGCUCCCGUCGUAUACGCCUGCUCAGCAGACGAGAAAUUCUGGGCUCAGGCGUGAGGUUGCUGGAUGGACGGUUGGCGGGUUGGCGGCGUUGGGGAUGGGGUUCUUUGUUUGA